This is a messenger RNA of Trypanosoma cruzi, 1779 nucleotides long. RefSeq names its product ATP-dependent DEAD/H RNA helicase, putative. Bases 1 to 1779 code for a protein of 592 amino acids. Gene Ontology annotation, molecular function: RNA helicase activity; ATP binding; nucleic acid binding. Gene Ontology annotation, cellular component: nucleolus. The record is from RefSeq and is a predicted model, not a curated record. Lineage: Eukaryota; Euglenozoa; Kinetoplastea; Trypanosomatida; Trypanosomatidae. The transcript has a single exon.
AUGAGCGGCACACCGUCGAAUGCGGUUUGUACGGCGUGGCCGGAGAUGGCGCUGGACAGUCGCAUUUUGGAGGCCAUCAAGCGCGUUAAGUGGAAUUUACCCACCCCAGUGCAGGGCGCAUGCAUCCCGCUGGCCUUAAAAGGGCGUGACUUGGCGUUACAGUCUCGCACGGGCAGCGGGAAGACGGGUGCCUUUGUCAUUCCCAUCCUGCAACGCGUCAUUACCGAGACGGAAAAGAUGUGCAACCGACGCACCGCAAAGAACCCUGUAGCUCUUAUCCUGCUGCCCUCUGUGGAACUGUGCGAACAAACCGUUGAGGUGGUUACUGCUCUGGCAAAAUACGUGAAACCGAGGGUUGUGGUGGAUAACCUGACAUCUCGCGGAGUUGUCACAAAAGCACGUGUAGCUGCCGCCCCCAUUCUCGUGACUACCGCCGCGCUGCUUGGCAAGCUCUGCCGCAGUGGUACAGUGACCGCCGAAGAUCUGGCAACCCUUCGCUGUGUUGUCAUUGACGAAGUGGAUUUUGUCAUCUCCAUUGCCGAGGGUUCACUGCGCGCCGUGCAGUCUGUUUUACCACCCUCAGUGCAGACUAUCCUUUCAUCCGCAACAUUGACAGACGGAGUGGUGCACAUUAAGAGUCAGCUGCUCCAUAACCCUGUCACCAUCACGCUGAGCACAGGCGAUGAAGACGAGAUGAACCCAACAGAAGGUGAAAACAUCGUCGUAGAGUCCCGCAUCACGAAGAAAGGAAUUAAUUCCGAGGAAAGGCUGCGGCACUACUACCUUGUGGCCACCGAAGAGUGUCAUCAUCACACUCUGUUGUAUGCGCUAUACCGUCUUGGACACAUUAAAGGCAAGACCCUCAUCUUCGUCAAUGAGGAGGAAAAGACGUAUAAAUUGCAGAGUUUUUUGGCACAGUUGGGAGUGGAGGCGCUUGUGUACGAUUCCAACUUGCCUCUAAACGUCCGUGUGGACACACUUCACCGUUUUCAGGUGGGAUCCGUCGGAACGCUGGUUUGUACCGACGGGACGCUAGAGAGUGUCGACAACCUGCAGGAAUCCAUACCGGGGGCGGAGGCGCAGGCUACACGAAUGCACAGCAAGAAAGGGAAAAGGACAGAAGACCGUCAUGAUGGGGCCUUACAGCGGGGAAUUGAUUUUUCAGACGUCCGAAACGUCGUUCUCUUUGAUGGCAUAGCGCAUCCGACAACCUCCGCCUUCUCUCGUUACACCCAUCGAGUCGGGCGUGCCGGCAGGGCGGGUAAAAGCGGCAUGGCGAUCACACUGUUUACCCUUCAACAAGCGCAGAGGGUGACACGACAUUUGCGCCGUCAUUUGGGGGCCACUCAUGAUACAUUUGAACCGUUCAAGCAACUCCGCCGCCAGGAGGCGGCAAAGCUUCAGUAUCGGGUCGACAAUGUGCUCUUCUCUAUCACCAGGUCGUCCACUCGCCGCCAACGCAUUUCCUCCGUGGCUGCAGAACUCACCCGCAGUGCCUACCUAAAAAGUCACAUGAGUCAAAAGGAUGAGGCUGUUCUUCAGCGGAUUUUAUCACGAUCCAAGAAGACAACAAAGUGUGACACGACGUUACUUGACGUCCCACACUACAUGCACAUUGAGGGGGCGGACUCUGCUGAAAAAUACCGAAAACGUGUCCGUGCGCGUACAUCAUCAAAAUCUUCAUCCGCUUCUCAGCAACCGAGAACAAGGUCCCGUGACCCACUCAGCCGGGUGGCCAGCGCUGUAAAGAUGGGGACGGCGAAGAAACGAAGGUUGUAA